AUGGUUUGUCCACGUGAGCUGUAUUAUUCACUUACACUUCUGUCUACGAUGUUGGCAUUCGUAUCAGUAACGUUAAUUAUUUCACGUUACGUAUGGACAAGUAAUACAAAAUUAAUCAUUGCAUUUUCAUUCAUGUCUAUUGCGCUUUUUUUUCAAAUUGUUAAUUUAAUUUGUGAAACAUUCAAAUGUUUACGUAUUCAAAUUGCACCAAUUUUUGUA
Messenger RNA from Brugia malayi, 219 nucleotides. RefSeq lists its product as uncharacterized. The record is from RefSeq and is a predicted model, not a curated record. The transcript is spliced from 2 exons. Lineage: Eukaryota; Metazoa; Nematoda; Chromadorea; Rhabditida; Onchocercidae. The annotation marks the transcript as partial.